GGGCGGGGAAAGGCCGGGAGGGUGAGGAACCAAGGGCGCCAAGUCCCCGCGGUCCCACCUGUGACCCAGGCUUCCGCGGCGACUCUGAUGGCGGGGGCGGGGCUUGCCGGGCCGGACCCCACCCCGCCCCCAUCCCUGGGAGCUAUAACUUGAGUUGCGGACCUCACACACUCCACGGUCCAGCACCUGAGUCCUGGCCUCGCUCCUUCCUCGUGAACAAACAUCAUGAGCUUCAGCGCCCAAUCCACCUUCUCCAACUACCGGUCCCUGGGCUCCGUGCGGUCGUCGGGCCACCGGGUCCGACCGGUCAGCAGCGCGGCCAGCGUCUAUGCAGGCGCCGGGGGCUCGGGCUCCCGGAUCUCCGUGUCCCGCUCCACCAGCGUCCGGGGCGGCUGGGGGUCCGGGAACCUGGGCGCUGGGAUGGCUGGGGGUCUGGUGGGUGUAGGGGGCAUCCAGGGCGAGAAGGAGACCAUGCAAGACCUGAAUGACCGCCUGGCCUCCUACCUGGAGAAGGUGAGGAGCCUGGAGGCUGAUAACCGGAGACUGGAGAGCAAAAUCCGGGAACACCUGGAGAAGAAGGGACCCCAGGUCAGAGACUGGGGGCAUUACCUGAAGAUCAUCGAGGACCUGAGGGUUCAGAUUUUUGCAAAUUCUGUGGACAACGCCCGCGUCGUUCUGCAGAUUGACAAUGCCCGUCUUGCUGCUGAUGACUUCAGAGUCAAGUAUGAGACAGAGCUGGCCAUGCACCAGUCUGUGGAGAGUGACAUACAUGGGCUCCGCAAGGUCAUCGAUGACACCAAUGUCACCCGGCUGCAGCUGGAGACUGAGAUCGAGGCUCUCAAGGAGGAGCUGCUCUUCAUGAAGAAGAACCAUGAGGAGGAAGUAAAGGGUCUACAAAACCAGAUUGCCAACUCUGGGCUGACUGUGGAGUUAGAUGCCCCCAAACCUCAGGACCUCAGCAAGAUCAUGGCAGACAUCCGGGCCCAGUAUGACGAGCUGGCUCAGAAGAACCGAGAGGAGCUGGACAAGUACUGGUCCCAGCAGAUUGAGGAGAGCACCACAGUGGUCACCUCGCAGACUGCCGAGAUAGGAGCUGCUGAGAUGACCCUCACAGAGCUGAGGCGCACCGUCCAGUCCCUGGAGAUCGACCUGGACUCCAUGAGAAACCUGAAGGCCAGCUUGGAGAACAGCCUGAGGGAAGUGGAGACCCGCUACGCCAUGCAGAUGGAGCAGCUCAAUGGAGUCCUCCUGCACCUGGAGUCAGAGCUGGCUCAGACCCGGGCAGAGGGGCAACGCCAGACCCAGGAGUACGAGGCCCUGCUGAAUGUCAAGGUCAAGCUGGAGGCUGAAAUCAAUACCUACCGCCGCCUGCUGGAAGAUGGGGAGGAUUUCAGCCUUGGCGAUGCUCUGGACAGCAGCAACUCCAAGCAAACCAUCCAUAAGACCACCACCCUCCGGCUCGUGGAUGGCAAAGUGGUGUCUGAGACCUCAGACACCAAAGUUAUGAGGCACUGAGGCAGCAGAAGCAGGAUCCCCUGGGGAGCAGGGAGUCAAUAAAAGUUGAGACGU
Dama dama (fallow deer) is the source of this 1569-nucleotide messenger RNA. It is a transcript of the gene KRT18, whose product is annotated as keratin 18. Bases 226 to 1515 code for a protein of 429 amino acids. Gene Ontology annotation, molecular function: structural molecule activity. Lineage: Eukaryota; Metazoa; Chordata; Mammalia; Artiodactyla; Cervidae. The transcript has 7 exons. The record is from RefSeq and is a predicted model, not a curated record. Gene Ontology annotation, cellular component: keratin filament. Gene Ontology annotation, biological process: intermediate filament cytoskeleton organization.